Molecule: messenger RNA, 1387 nt
Organism: Mangifera indica (mango)
Lineage: Eukaryota; Viridiplantae; Streptophyta; Magnoliopsida; Sapindales; Anacardiaceae
Product: galactinol synthase 1-like
Exons: 4
Coding region: 153-1157 (334 amino acids)
Molecular function (GO): glycosyltransferase activity
Source: RefSeq, a predicted model, not a curated record
GCCAAUGUAGCUCAGGAACAAAGGUCAGUAGGUGGCUUCCAUUGGGGUUGCUGGUUUACUUUCCCAAAACUCCUCAAAACACCAAUUUUCUUCAAUCGCUCAACAUUUUCAACUCAUCUAAAAACAUUCAUUCAAAACAAAAAAUCAACUCGAUGGCCCCAGGAGUGCCUGUAGAUGUCUUCUCGGGCAGUGGCAAGAUUUCUACACGGAACACGGGCUAUUCCAAAAGGGCCUACGUGACUUUUUUAGCCGGCAAUGGUGAUUAUGUUAAAGGAGUGGUGGGGUUGGCUAAGGGCUUGCGCAAGGUGAAAAGUGCAUAUCCUCUGGUUGUUGCAACUUUGCCUGAUGUCCCUGAAGAGCAUCGUGAGAUCUUAAGAUCUCAGGGAUGCAUCGUUCAUGAAAUCGAGCCCAUUUAUCCGCCGGAAAAUCAGAUUCAAUUUGCCAUAGCCUACUAUGUCAUCAACUAUUCCAAGCUCCGCUUAUGGAAUUUUGAGUACAGCAAGAUGAUAUACUUGGAUGCUGAUAUCCAAGUGUUUGAGAAUAUUGACAAUCUUUUCGACACAGCAGACGGGUAUUUCUACGCUGUAAUGGACUGCUUCUGUGAGAAGACAUGGAGCCACUCGCCGCAGUACUCUAUUGGGUAUUGCCAGCAGUGCCCUGAUAAAGUUUCAUGGCCGGCGGAGAUGGGAUCUCCUCCUCCUUUGUACUUCAAUGCCGGAAUGUUUGUGUUCGAGCCUAGCCGUUUAACCUAUGAAAGUCUCCUUGAGACUCUGCAGAUCACUCCUCCAACACCAUUCGCUGAGCAAGAUUUCUUGAACAUGUUUUUCCAAAAGAUUUACAAACCAAUUCCACGGGACUACAACCUGGUUCUAGCUAUGUUAUGGCGCCAUCCUGAGAAUGUUGAGCUUGAGAAAGUUAAGGUGGUGCAUUAUUGUGCUGCUGGUUCAAAGCCCUGGAGGUAUACUGGAAAGGAAGUUAAUAUGGACAGAGAGGACAUCAAGAUUUUGGUGAAAAAAUGGUGGGAUAUUUAUAAUGAUGAAUCUAUUGAUUUCAAGGCAGAAAAUCAUGCUUCAGAAGAGACAUAUUCAAGGGCAUCCAUCAUCUCUAAUAUGCCGGAACCUGCCAUUUCUCACAUUCCGGCUCCCUCCGCCGCUUGAAAAGUCGUUUGAUUUGAGGAGUGUUUAAGGUUGGUGUAACAGUAGCAGAUCUGUUAUACUUUUUUUAAAGGCUACUAGGCAUUUCUUUUUUGUGAAUUGUGAGAGUUCAUACAAGUACCAUAUGAUAUGACUAAAGGCAGUCCGUUUGCUCUGAUUUUCUUAAAAUGUCUACAAGAAUGUAUAAGUUAUAUCUAAUAUUAAAUACAUGUAUACGUGUACAAGAACUUCCA